AUGCGUCCUCAGUCGCUGUUUCCAUUGUUGGCUCUUGGGAAUAUCGCCCAUGGCGCCGCCACCGGUGACGUCUCCCCCGGCGGCCUUGCGUUGACUCGUCGCGAACUGGAAGCUCGGGGCUUCGUCGACGACAUCUGGAAGAAGAUCAAGAACGUGGCCAGUUGCGCCGGCUGCGAGGGCGUCUUGGGUCUGUUCAAGGGCCUCACGUGGCUCGGCGACGGCGCCUUUGUCAGGGUGACUCAAACCAUCUGCAAGCUCGCCAAGGUCCAGGAUGCCGAUGUCUGCGAAGGCGCCAUCGCCCUCGAGGGCCCCGUCAUCGCCAACGUCAUCCGGAAUUUGAAGAUCGGCUCCAAGACGUCCAAGACCUUCUGCACCACUCUUUUCGGCCUCUGCGGGUUCCCCGACGUCGCGCCGUGGAGCGUGCCUUUCCCCUCGGUCAAGCCGUCCCGGAGUCGUCCCAAGUCCGGCGGCAAACCCCCGAUCAAAAUCGUCCACUACUCGGACAUUCACAUUGAUCCCCUCUACGUCGCCGGCGCGUCGGCCGAUUGUAGCAAGCCCAUCUGCUGCAGGCCCUACACGCCCGCCGAUGCGCCUGGAAAGAGCAAGUCGCCCGCGGGGCCCAACGGCGACCACAAAUGCGAUGUGCCCUUCAGCCUCGAGAAGAGCAUGUAUCGAGCCAUCAACAAGGUUGCGCCCGACGCAGCCUUUGCCAUCUUCACCGGCGACAUUGUCGACCAUGCCGUCUGGAAGACGAGCCAGACGUCCAACGCGCAGAUCAUCGAUCACGCGUACACCACCAUGAACGACUCUCUCAAGCUCGUAUACGGCACCGUCGGCAACCACGAGCAGCAUCCCGUGGACGCCAUCCAGCCCAUCUCCGUCGGCAACAACGCGAAUUGGCUCUACGGCCUCCUGUCCUCCAAGUGGCAGUCGUGGAUCGGCAAGCCUUCGACGGCGAGCGCCGAGAGCAUGGGUGCCUACUCGACCAAGUAUCCCAAGGGAAACCUACGCGUCAUCUCGCUCAACACCAACCUGUACUACCAGCGAAAUUACUGGCUGUACCGGAACAUGGAGGACAAGGACCCCAACUCUCAGAUCGCGUGGCUCGUCAGAGAACUAGACGCCGCCGAAAAGGCGGGCGAGAACGUGUACAUCAUCGGACACAUGCCCUUGGGCGACAAGGAUGCCCUGCCGGAUCCGUCCAACUACCUCGACCAGAUCUUGAAGCGCUACUCGUCCAUCAUUUCCGCCAUGUUCUUCGGCCACACCCACGUCGAUCACUUCGAGAUCAGCUACACCGACUACGCCGCCCGGACGGCGGAGAACGCGUACCUGACGUCGUACAUUGCUCCGUCGCUCACGCCGACCUCGGGCAUGCCGUCGUUUCGCGUCUACGAAGUCGACCCGGACACGUUCGCCGUCAGGGAUGUCAUCACCUACAUUGCCGACAUGAAAAACCCUGCCUUUCAAACGACGGGUCCCGUGUGGGCCAAGUUCUACUCGGCCAAGGAGGCGUACGGCAAGGCGGUCGACCCGCCCGUCACGGACCCCGAGGCCGAGCUGACGCCGGCCUUUUGGCACAGGGUCACGGAAGCCUUUGAGAAGGACGCGAGCUUGUUCGACGCCUACAUGGCACGCAAGAGCCGCGGGUGGAACGUGGCCAAGUGCACGGGUGACUGCAAGGCGGCCGAGCUGUGUCAGCUCCGUGCCGGCCGGGCCCAAAACAACUGCUUCGUGCCUCAACCAGGUUUCCAUUUCAGCAAGCGGAGCGAGGUUGCGCACGAGCACGGCGAGCACGACGAGUGCGGCGUGCCGGUGACGAUGAAGGCGCUGAGCGCGCUGACCGACAGCAAGGAGAUGCUGCAAAAGUUCCAGGAGCUGAUUGAAGAGGAGAGGGCUCGGGCGGAAAAGCUCGGAGAACAGCCGAAGCUGUAG
This is a messenger RNA of Drechmeria coniospora, 1935 nucleotides long. RefSeq names its product acid sphingomyelinase. Gene Ontology annotation, biological process: sphingomyelin catabolic process. The coding region runs from base 1 to 1935 and encodes 644 amino acids. The record is from RefSeq and is a predicted model, not a curated record. Gene Ontology annotation, molecular function: sphingomyelin phosphodiesterase activity. Lineage: Eukaryota; Fungi; Ascomycota; Sordariomycetes; Hypocreales; Ophiocordycipitaceae. The transcript is spliced from 5 exons.